Molecule: messenger RNA, 876 nt
Organism: Plasmopara halstedii
Lineage: Eukaryota; Oomycota; Peronosporomycetes; Peronosporales; Peronosporaceae
Product: zinc finger matrin-type protein 2
Exons: 5
Coding region: 1-876 (291 amino acids)
Biological process (GO): mRNA splicing, via spliceosome
Cellular component (GO): spliceosomal complex; U4/U6 x U5 tri-snRNP complex
Molecular function (GO): zinc ion binding; nucleic acid binding
Source: RefSeq, a predicted model, not a curated record
AUGAAGGCGCUACCGGCAACAAGUUUGGGCGAUUUGCGGAAAACGGUUGGAAAGGCGACGAUAGCGAAAUUUUCAAGGAUAGGUAUGACAGAGACCGGUGAGAUUCCCAUAAAAGAUCACCAACGCGUGAGCGAGGAGUGUGGACCAGAUGGCGAGUAUUGGAAGGACGCGUCGAACUCUCGGAAAGGUGCAGGCGUUUCUAAUGUUGUGCGUCAGACAUGGGACCGCGCACAUUAUGAGAAACUUGCCCAGUUACGUGCCGAGGGAGGAGUGGAGAAGGAGACGACAAAGAAGGUGAUUCAUUCAUCAAAAGAAGAGUUUCAGACAGCUGAUGAAAGUGCUGCGGGGCCUGCUGGCUCAGCGCGCGCCUUUUUGAAGGCACGCACGGCGAAAAUGUCAUUAGAGACUAGUGUGGGCACUGUGAAAGUCGUCAAGUCCGAUGAGUUGAGCAAAAACAGUGGCUACUAUUGCGAAGUCUGUGAAUGCAGUUUGAAAGAUUCAGUUGCGUAUUUAGACCAUAUAAACGGCAAAAAGCAUCUUCGAAAACUCGGCUAUAGCAUGCGAGUAGAGCGGUCUACAGUUGAUCAAGUGAAAGAUCGACUACAAAGUGCAGCUAAGCGCAAGUGGGAUCCUUUGAUGACUAAGAAAUUAGAUGCGAUGGAAGAGUAUGAAAAGAAAUUAAAGGCAGCUGAGGAAGCUGAGAUUUGUCUUAAGCGGCAGAAAAAAGAGCAAAGGAAGGCCAAGAAGUGUGAAAGUGAGGAUCUAAGUCAAGACCGAGUUACUGCAGAGGAAACAGUGGAUGUAGUUUCUGAAUCAGAUGCUGAAAUGAUGGCCAUGAUGGGUUUCGGUGGCUUUGGCGGUUCAAAGAAAUCCUAA